AACAAAUGUCUUCAUCACAGUCUCAAUCACAGUUGUUCUCCUACUGAUCUACUGAUUACACAGCGGUGCAGUUCAUGACGCAUGACCGUUGAGGUCAGCAAAUCAAUCAGGAAAAGGGUUUUAUUGAUUACUCGGAGCUUCACUUUGAAGUAAGACUGAUUCGCAAUCUGUCUGUGUAGCUGUUGAAACAAUUUGGAUCAGUCGAUUAUUCACUCAUGUUUAUUGAUCUGCUUUUUUUUUUUGACUCCUAAUCUGUCCAUUUUCACUCAUGUUUUAGUCUUUUGAAGCUGUGCUCACUCAUUCUGCUUUGUUGUACGCCUUUUGGCUUUUAUGUAUUUCUUGUGUCCUUUUUUUUUCAAACAAACUGAAUCCAAAAACUCUUUUCAGUGUCAAACUAUAAGGACUUAUUUUGGAAAUGGACCAGGCUGUCUUUAAGUUUGAGGUGAUUUUAGACAUUGUGGAAAUUUUUAUCCUCACAAUUAGUAUGUCGGAUUAGUGAAACACAGAAGCACCUCUCAUUAACUUGGACAUCUUUGAGUUGACCACUUAUUUAAGUGUACAUCCUGGUCCACUGAUGUUAAUCCGUUUUACGUUUACCUCUUCAAACGUCAGAGAAGGGCUGACGUCCCUGUGCAUCUCCAACCCCCCUCAUACUCUAUACACACACACACCACAUCAUCAUCAUCAUCAUCAUCAUCAUCAUCAUCAUCAUCCGCCCACCUAAAUCUUGAUUUGACGAACGUCCUGGGUCACGAUAGCGUCUCCCAGCCAGCCUAUAUAAGCAGCAGAAAGUUUUACAAACACCCAGCAAAACAUAAAUUCGGCCUUUGACCAAGAACAGACGAGAAAAAGCGCCGUUUUCCUCUGCGUACAAAAAAGUGCCAAAUCCGUUCAGGACAUGGAGAGGUCAGUCAGGUUUGCCGUGGUGUGCGUCGCAGUAUCUCUGCUCAUCUCCUGCCAUCCAGUCGAAGCCUGGUACAAGCAGUCGACCGGACCCAGUUACUACUCGGUGGGUCGUGCCUCCGGUUUGCUGUCCGGUAUCAGGAGGUCGCCAUACGUCCGGAGGUCCGAGUCCGAAGAGACGCUGAUGGAGAGCGGGGAGACAGCAGGUAACAACGUGAUUCCAGAGACUAACAGGCAGAUCUCCAUCCUCAAAAGCAUGGCUAUCUGCGUGAAAGACAUCUCUCCAAACCUAAAGAGCUGCGAGCUGCUGCGGGACGGGACGGGCACCUUCCAGUGCAAGGCGGAUGUCUUCCUCACCCUGGACUCUCUGGACUGUCUGUCUGCAUGAGUCUCGGUUGAACCGGCGGGGACAGCGUCCUGGUCCUCUCACCGAGCCCCGGGAGAGCUUCUCUGGAAAAGAAAAAAUAAAGGAAAGGAAUGAGAGAUGGAUGAGUGUGCGGGAAAAGAAAACCUGAUCAUUGUCGAUCAUGGACCGCUGCAGACUCUGAAUGUUCUCUCUUAUUUAAAAAAAAAACACAAAAAAAAACUCACAAACAUUGUUCAGUUUUGCUUUGGUUGUAGAAAAAAGAUGUUAGUUGAAACCUUCUUCUUCCAGAUGACUUUUCAUCCUUACUGUUUAACCCUGACAUGUACCCGCCGUUGCCAACGUGUAUUAAAUCCAGAAAGUUGACUGCA
Molecule: messenger RNA, 1638 nt
Organism: Larimichthys crocea (large yellow croaker)
Lineage: Eukaryota; Metazoa; Chordata; Actinopteri; Sciaenidae
Gene: npb
Product: neuropeptide B
Exons: 2
Coding region: 899-1291 (130 amino acids)
Biological process (GO): G protein-coupled receptor signaling pathway; feeding behavior
Molecular function (GO): G protein-coupled receptor binding
Source: RefSeq, a predicted model, not a curated record